Stegastes partitus (bicolor damselfish) is the source of this 3693-nucleotide messenger RNA. RefSeq names its product tudor domain containing 12 (gene tdrd12). The record is from RefSeq and is a predicted model, not a curated record. Gene Ontology annotation, biological process: germ-line stem cell division. NCBI's taxonomy places the organism in Eukaryota, Metazoa, Chordata, Actinopteri, Pomacentridae. Bases 1 to 3693 code for a protein of 1230 amino acids. The transcript is spliced from 31 exons.
AUGCAGAAAAUAUCAAUUUUAAAGGUUGACAACCCGUCUUGCCUCUGGGGUCGGGUUGUUUGGGGUUCUGGCGCAGACACAGACACCGCAGAUCAAUACAACAGUAUGCUGACUCAGAUGAACCUCUUCUACCAUGACGUCACCCAGGACCUGCACAAGCUAAAGCCCACAUCAUUAGUGAAAGGACAGGUGUGUGUGGUGUACUGGACAGCGAUAAGGUCAUGGUGUCGGGCUGUGGUGGAGUCCAUCUACAUGGACUCUAUAUCUUGCCAAGCUCGCUGCCUCCUGGUUGACCACGGACAACGACUUGUCAUUCCUUCAGAUCAAAUUCGACUGGCAGUGCCCAACUUCUUACAGCUGCCUUUCUGGGUGAGGAAGUUCCACCUGGCAGGAAUCAAACCAACAACCCUGCGAGUGUCUGUAUAUGAGGAGAAGGCAGAGCUCAUUCAGUCCAGUCGAUGGGACAGCUCUGCCACACUCUACCUGCACAACCUGCUGCAAGCAUCCACUCAGACAGAGGCUGUGUUGCUUGAAUCUGAAUCAGACUCCACCUCCAUGGAGCUUUACCUGACUGUUAGCAACAUCAAGAUCUGUGUGAAUGACGACUUGGUGGCUAAAAGGUUUGCAUAUUACAGCAGAGAUUCUGCUGACAGCGGGGGCCUGGAUGAGGGGGACCGAUUGCCUGUCAUGUUGUCCUCCAGCAUCUUAACCCAAACCAUCUCUACAGCCUCAAACAAGCUAAUAACACAAAGCCAACCACCUCUAGUGGCAUCACAGAGUCUAGCUGGAGCUGGUGCAGGUGAUUGGCUGACAGCUUCUUCUCUACCUAAGAGCCAACAGCAUGACCUAAUGACCUCCAAGGGAGACCAUCAGGUGAAGAUCACAGAACAAGAAUUGUCUCCCAGCAUACAGUCCAGCAAUGGCUCAGAUGCUGCAGCUGCUACAGAGAGUGACCCAUCAGAGGACACUGACUCUUCUCUGGCUUCAGCUCUGGCUAAAAACCUAAAUCUGUUCAGCAGUUUAAGUAGAUCGUUAGAUUCAGAACCAGGAGAGGCAGAGGAGACCUGGAGGAGUGAAGAGGACAGGGCCUGUUCACGCCUUUUGGAGUGGUUGAACCCAGAGCCUCUGAACCGUGAUCCAGACACUACAAAAGAUGUGGUACCCCUCGAUGAUCCCAGGAGCAGUGGGAUUCUGGUGCACUGUGCUCUUCCAGUGGAACCCUGUAGCAGCCCGGGUGACGCCCCCAUCACAGAUGCUCUGCGCUUGGUGUUGCGGAGGAAGCAGUACAACACUUUGUCUGCAGCUGACUGUUACAGCUGGCCAGCUGUCGCUCGAGGAUGCAACACUGUAAUUGUUUCCCACAAUGCUGACCAGCCACUGAGCUACCUCACCCCACUUCUCACCCACAUCCUACUCAACUCCAUCUUCACCUCCUUCACCUCCAGCUCAGGGCCCAUAGCGGUGCUGCUGUGUCCAGGCUGGGAGAAGGUCCAGGUGGUGUAUGACCUGCUGGAGGAGUGUAAUGUUGCCCACAGCCUCCACCCCAUCAGCAUGCUGCUCGGCGUUGGCAAGGACGAGGCCAAGGCCGUCAAGAUUCCCAAAAACUGCCUACUGUUGGUGACCACUCCUUUCACUCUGGUUCGUCUACUGUCUUGUCACUCCUUCCUGUUCCUGCGGCUGUACCACCUGGUGCUAGAUGAAGCUGACCAGCUCUUUACUCUUGCUCCAGACCAGAUAACUCUCAUGACUCUAGAGAGCAGUAAGAUCUCAGUGCUGUUGGGCACAUUGGAUUUCAACCCUGACGUUGGCCAGAAGACAUUGAUCGUAGCAAACUCUGUUCAGGAGGUUGAAGAUGUGUUUAAGGCUGUGAGCAACAAAUCUGCGUUCUGCCUCAAGACCCAUGAGGGGUUAACACACCAGUUUGACUUUGCCAUCCAGCAGUGGAGAAAAGACGUUGGCCCUGGCAGCCAUGUUAUUCUGGUGACCACCAAUGACUGUGUGAAGUGUCUGGGCAUCAGAGAUGCAACCUGUGUUGUCCACUAUGGUUUUCCCACCUCUCCCAAACUGUUUGGCAGCCGACUCUUCUGCAUGGCUGAAAACUUCCGAAACCUCUCAGAACAAGGUCAAAUAGAAUGCUGCCCUCAUGUUGCCCAGUCAGUGCUGCUCAUUUCAGACAGAAACGCCCGCCAUGUGGUUGGGAUUCUGCGCUACCUCGGACGAACUAAUGCCCUGCUGCCCCCCGAGCUGCUGUCCUUCGCCCAGGGCAUACAAGAGGCCCGGGAAGACCAGAAGAUGAACAGCCCUCUCUGCAGCUAUGUGAAGAGCUUUGGAGUCUGCAGAGACAGCAGUGUGUGUCCUGACCGUCACAGAUUCAUUUCCCAGCUGGAUCAGUCUGAGCUCCCUGCAUCUGGAGUCAUAGAAGUGGUACCUCUCUACAUUAAGACGGCAUCAGUAUUCUACGGUCGUAUUGUGAAGAAGGAGGACAGACGUUUUGACAUAAUGUCCUCUGAGAUGGCUUCUUACUAUGCUGACAAGAAACCAGGAGCCAAGGAGCUACUGGAAGGAGGCUUGUAUGCUGUGCAGGAGGAAGAGGUCUUCCACAGGGUGAAGAUCCUCUCUCUGCCAGACAGAGAUGACUGCCUAUUUUUCAGCGUCUGUGCUGAGUUCAUUGAUGUGGGAAAGGAGGAGGAGGUCAGAUCUCAUCAGAUCCUCCAUCUGCCAGAGCAGUUUCAGUCCCUGCCUGGCCAGGCUGUGGAAAUCAUCAUCUGCCGGGUCAAGCCAGUUGAUGCUGAGAAUAACUGGCAUCCCAAGGUCACCAGAGCGAUCAGCCAAAAGAUCCGAGGCCUGCAGCAUCGAGGCAGAGCAGUUCUCAGUCUGGGAAACACCGUUUUUGUUGAUCCUAUGGUUCGGGUCACCCAGGUGCCAGGUAUGAAAACUCUCAUAAACGAAUACAGCAUCCAGUCUGAGAUCCAGAACACAGGGAUGGGAAUCGGCAACCCUGAGCAUCUGGACCUGCUGAGGGCACUGUGUCAAGAGGCUGGAUUCUGCAAGGAGGCAAAACACACCUCUAGACAGGGGGAUGGUUUGCCAUCCCUGGAGACCAGGGUCAAAACUGAGGAAAAUAUUAUGGCUGAAGCUUUCAGAGUUGCUGAGGUCAAGAAGCUUGCUGCUCAAGAACUCCCUCACUUUAAGCCAUGUGUGCCUGAAGGUGCUGACCAAAGCAACAGGCAGCAGGUCAUCAGCCCUGAUGGAGCAGACUGUGAUGACUUGACUAAAAGUUUCCACCCUCAGGUCCGCUGGUAUCAAACAUCCGACUGUGUGAUUCUAACCGUAAAGCUGAUGAACCCAGACAAUCAACGCUGUGAUUUCUACCCUGACCGAGUCAUUUACAGUGGCAGAGUAAACGGUCGGUCCUACAGAGUCGACAUGGAGCUUCACCAAAAUAUUGCAGCAGACUGUUGCUGUUUGAAAAUGAAUUCCAACGAGCCAGUUCUCAUACUGGUCAAACAACAGCAGGGAUACUGGGAAAGACUCGUCAGGAACAAGAAUAUGUUUGUCAGCUAUGAUAUGGAGCAUGUUGACAAUGAUGAUGAGGGAGAUGAUGGAGACAAAACACCAAAUGGUCUGUUUGUGGAAAACACGGGAGAAGAUAACUGGUAUGUGAUUUCGGAGAGCAGCAGUGACAGUGACUGA